GAUAAAUACAGCGGUAGUCCCUCUAACCAAAUGAGGACAGUUUAAACAAAUGGUCUACCGUUACAGAAGUGAUAUGCGCUUAAUGUGCCUGUAGGUAUCUGCUGAUAUUUUAAGAUUUAAAUUUCAAAAUGAGUCAGAUUUAUAAACAUUAGGGUCAAGGGUUACUGUUUUGGGACGGAACAAGCAAAGAGGUUUUGGUGUUUUAAGCAAUCACCGGCAAGCUUAAGACUGGAGGAAUGUAAUAUCUUUUUCAAGGAGAAAGUAUGAUUGGAUAAAUUUUGUAUUGAUAGUGUAGCGUUAAAGAAUCAUUUUGUUUAAAAUCAAUAUUAAGAAGACAGGACAAAAUUAAGAUAGUGUUGAAAAGAGUGUACAAAUUAACAUUCUUUCAUGUUUGAAAAUGAUUAACAUCCUAGCAAAGUGAAUGUCUCAACGUAAGAUUUAUUACUCUUAUGAUUUACUUGCUAUUAAAUCGGAAAGAUUUUUAAUAUAAGUGUUUUAAUUCUAAGGGUUAUUUCUUACUAAAGUAUAAAUGUUACAAAUGGAAGGCGCGAGUGCAUAUUAUAAUCAACCUAUGCAAUAUGCACAUGACAACAGUUAUAGUGCCGUCAGUGGUGCUUAUCAUUCAUCGCAGCCGGCUUGCGUGUAUGCCAGAAACACCGGGAAUGGCGGGUAUGGUGGGCAACCCAUGUCCGUGGUGGAACAAGGACUUCAUGGAAUUAGUCAAAACGCUCAGCAAAUAUCACACAAUCAUGGAAUACAACAACAGGCUCUACAACACAUGAAUCCAGGGGUAGCACAGUCACAAAUGGCCAACACGACUCCGGCACAUAUGCAAAGUGUUCAAAGUGCUCAUCAUCCGAUGGCAGUUCCGCAGAUGCAGCUUUCGACUCCUCCGCCGGCACACCAACCACAGAACACAGCUCAGAUGUCCCCGGAUGUAGACGACGGUGGGUUACAUAGUCCUCAAAAAAGUCCGAACUCUAAUUUACAGUUUCCAUGGAUGAAAACAACAAAAUCUCACGCAGCACAAUGGAAAGCUCAAUGGCCAGGUGCCCAGUAUUCAAUGGAAGAUGAGAACAAGCGAACAAGAACAGCUUAUACUAGAGGGCAGCUUCUCGAGCUUGAAAAAGAGUUUCAUUUUAACAAAUAUAUUUCACGACCUCGUCGGAUAGAACUUGCUGCCAUGUUGAAUUUAACAGAGAGACACAUAAAAAUUUGGUUUCAAAACAGAAGAAUGAAAUGGAAAAAGGAUGAAGCUAAGCGACGCCCACGCCCCCUAUCAACCGGAAGUGCUGAUUCUCCUCCUAGCCCGAUGUCGUCACAUCCGGAUUCCCCGCGUUCCGAGAGCGAAACAGACAAUAACAAUUCUAUUCAUACAAAACUUGGUGCAAGUAAACUAGAAAUCUCAUUGUCAGAUAUCGAUUCAAAGCCAAAAUCGGAAAAUGAUAUAGAUCAAAAGAAACAUUGUGGGGAUCUGAAAUCUCCUACAACAUUAUAGAGACAGCUAUGAGCAACUUGUUUUCUUGUCAAAUACAUUAAAAUGCUAGUCUCCACUAAUACAUAAGUCACCAUUUAACAAAUAUUCUACAAAUGUGUCUAUGAUAAAAAUCAAUAAAAAUUCGUCAUAUU
Ruditapes philippinarum (Manila clam) is the source of this 1629-nucleotide messenger RNA. RefSeq names its product pancreas/duodenum homeobox protein 1-like. Lineage: Eukaryota; Metazoa; Mollusca; Bivalvia; Venerida; Veneridae. Gene Ontology annotation, molecular function: RNA polymerase II cis-regulatory region sequence-specific DNA binding; DNA-binding transcription factor activity, RNA polymerase II-specific. Gene Ontology annotation, cellular component: nucleus. Gene Ontology annotation, biological process: regulation of transcription by RNA polymerase II. The coding region runs from base 530 to 1498 and encodes 322 amino acids. The record is from RefSeq and is a predicted model, not a curated record. The transcript is spliced from 2 exons.